Eurytemora carolleeae is the source of this 2414-nucleotide messenger RNA. RefSeq names its product tetratricopeptide repeat protein 30A (gene Ttc30). The transcript has 5 exons. Bases 77 to 2029 code for a protein of 650 amino acids. Lineage: Eukaryota; Metazoa; Arthropoda; Copepoda; Calanoida; Temoridae. Gene Ontology annotation, cellular component: intraciliary transport particle B; axonemal microtubule. Gene Ontology annotation, molecular function: protein binding; intraciliary transport particle B binding. The record is from RefSeq and is a predicted model, not a curated record. Gene Ontology annotation, biological process: intraciliary transport.
AAUUCAUAAUUUUCCCUUACCAUGUAAUUUUUUAGAACUUCUAAUUUGCAUAUUCAGAAUUUGUUUUGCUAGAGAUAUGAACGGUGGGUUUGAAAUAAAAGAUGGAGAGUAUACGUCAACCAUAUAUAACAUGAUUAAGGAGCAGAGGUAUAUGGAGGCUAUAUCUGUUCUAUCCUAUAUCUAUGAUACUAAUCCAACAUCAAGGGCUGCAUUAUCUCUACUAGCGUACUGCUACUACUAUGUACAAGACUAUGUGAACGCUGCUAACUCCUAUGAACAACUGACCAACUAUUAUCCAGAGGAGGAGGAUUAUAAAGUAUAUUAUGCUCAGGCAUUGUAUGCUGCUACUCUAUAUGAAGAGGCUAUGAAAGUUACUGUUACUGUUGAAGCCCCUGAACAUCAAGGAUCUAUGCUGAAGCUUCAAGCAGCCAUCAGAUAUGGUGAAGAAGAUUUAGCUGGAGCAAAAUCUCUGGUGGAUCAAUGCCCAACUGAAGACCCAGACACUGAAAUCAACUUUGCCUGCCUCCUUUUCAAGGAAGGAAGGUUUCAAGAAGCAUUGGCAAAGUUUCAAGCCGCCCAGCAAACUAUGGGCUAUGAUGCCCAUCUCUCAUAUAAUAUUGCCCUUUGCCAUUAUAAGUUAAAAGAUUUUGCCCCAGCACUGAAGAAUAUUGCCGACAUUAUUGAGAAAGGAAUUCGAGAUCAUCCAGAGCUAAGUGUAGGAAUGCAAACUGAAGGGAUAGAAGUUAGAAGUGUUGGAAACACUCUGACCUUGCAUAAAACAGCUCUGAUCGAAGCGUUUAAUCUAAAAGCUGCAAUUGAAUAUCUUCUGAAAAACUUGGAUGCCGCCAAAGAAGCUCUUACAGACAUGCCUCCAAGAUCAGAAAACGAGUUGGAUGCUGUUACUCUCCACAAUCAAGCUCUAAUGAAUAUGGAGAGUAAACCAACUGAUGGUUUUGGCAAGUUACAAUUCCUUCUUCAACAAAAUCCUUUUCCGCCAGAAACCUUUGGAAAUCUACUGCUUCUGUAUUGUAAAUACGAAUAUUAUGAUUUGGCUGCUGACGUCUUGGCAGAAAAUGCUCAUCUUACUUAUAAAUAUCUGACGACAUAUCUUUAUGAUUUCCUGGAGGCCUUGAUAACCCAACAGACCUCGCCUGAUGAAGCAUACAGAAAAUUUGACAUCAUUGCUUCAAAGCAUGCUGAGCAGUUGAGAAAGUAUACAAAGCUUGUUCAAGAAUCAAGAAACAACCAUGAUGAUGAAGCAGUAAAGAAAUCAAUCAAUGAUUAUGAAGAUGCUUUAUCCCGUUAUAUUCCUGUGCUAAUGGCCCAAGCUAAGAUCUACUGGGACCUGGACCAAUAUGCCCAAGUUGAGAAAAUAUUCAGAAAAAGUGUUGAAUUUUGUAGCGAGUCUGAUAUUUGGAAACUAAAUGUCGCCCAUGUUCUGUUCAUGCAGGAAAAUAAGUUUAAAGAAGCCACCGGGUUUUAUGAACCGAUUGUAAAGAAACAUUUCGAUGCAAUAUUGGAUGUUUCUGCCAUUGUUCUAGCAAACUUGUGUGUUUCGUAUAUCAUGACAAGUCAGAACGAGGAAGCGGAGGAGCUAAUGAGAAAGAUAGAGAAGGAAGAGGAGCAUCUAGCGUAUGAUGACCCGGAUCGAAAGGUUUUCCAUCUGUGUAUUGUAAACCUUGUUAUAGGCACACUUUAUUGUGCUAAGGGAAACUAUGAGUUCGGGAUUAGCAGAGUUAUAAAAUCUCUUGAACCGUACAAUAAGAAGCUUGGAACAGAUACCUGGUUCUAUGCCAAAAGAUGCUUUCUCUCUCUUAUAGAGAACAUGGCGAAACACAUGAUUAGUGUGAGAGACACUGUUAUCACUGAAUGCAUUCAAUUUCUGGACCACUGUGAGAUAUAUGGACGGAAUGUGAAGACCAUCAUAGAACAACCCUUAGCACAUGAGCAUAUUCACCAAGGGAAGAAUACAGUAACAUAUGAAGCAAGAGUUCUCAAGUCCCUCCUCCUUAAUCUUCAAGAACAGUGAGAAUUCAAUCCACAGAAAAAUAAUAUCAUUAUUCUAUAAAACUGUAAAAUGUUUCUGAAGGCUGUAAAAUGGUCCAAGAAAAUAUACCUGCAAGCUACAAGUCAUUAAAUGGGGAAAUAAAAUGUUGAAGAAAACGUCUAUUUAGAAUUCAAUCUAAAAAACAAUAAUCUAACAACCAAAUUUUAUAUUUUAGGGUGUCCACAUACUAAAAAGGCAUCUAAUAGAAAAGGGUUCGUAAAGAUUAUUUGUAUGUUUAAAAAAUGUCAAAAAUUGUAUACAAUAACAAUAUAUAUGUAUCUAUAACUAUACAUACACAUUUUCAACAAAAUAUUAUUUUAUACAUCAUUUAAUAUUCUUAUGUCCACUAAUAAAGAACUUAAAAACA